AUGAGAUCUUCUUCUGGCGAUGAACGCAUCGAGAGCUCGACUUUGUCUGGCCUUGGUUAUUCUUCAACUGUAUUCUCUUCUUCACGUCUACCAAAGACGAAUUUUUCUGACAGCGGUUUUGAUACCCUCGGCCCCUACGCAGGGCCAGAUCCAGUCUCUGUUCCUCAGAGCUGCCACGGCCGUGGUCAGCUCACCUUCACCACGUCUUCCCCCAAGAGACGAAAGCUUAGCCACGACAGCAUCGCAGAUGAUCGCAGAGACGUAGGCCAUACCCAAUCGGAACGAGCACACAACUCCGACAACGUCUGUGAAGAAGAACUUCCACCGCCGAAUUCAGCGCAUUUUUGUACACAAUCUUUACACUGCGGGCACAAUCACUCAAUUUCUUCACCAUCGCCCCCAGGAUCCACCCGUGCUCACCAUAGUUCCGGGCCAAUCGAGCAAACUUCUCCGGCAAGUGGAGGUACUUCCUCUUUCUCAAGUGCCUCGCUGAGCACCCCGCUUGAACCUGCUUCGAACGCAAGUCGGUCUGAAAGAGAGAUUUCCGGUGCUGAAUAUCUCGUCACACGUUCUUUUGACAAUCAAGAGCAGACACCAUCCACGCCUUCAUUAGGUGCAUCUGCUUAUCCGCAGCACGCUAUGGAUAAAGAGCAGAAUCUCCCGGACCGCUCCUACUCGCCCCCAAUGAAAAGGCCCGCCUCAGAGCUGGAGGACAAGGUUGGCCAGGAACCGAAAAGUGAUAUAGACAUGGACAGAGAGCUCGCCCCUGAGCAUGCGUCUAAUCAGAUGCGGGAUGUUUCGCCUAACACUGGUUCUCAAGAAAGCCAAGAAGGCUCUUCUCGCAAACGUGCUACAUCAGUUGACAUGCUCGCAGAUGAGCCUAAUAGUCGGGGCUUAUCCAUGCUUGAGGAGCAAGUCAGUAAGGUGAGGGAACUUAUGGGUCAAGAGGUCGUGGAGGGCCAGAAGGGCUAUAUUGUAUCAACAAAGUGGCUACGGCGAGUGCUUUCCAGGACGGCUGAGGGUCAGCAUCAAGAAAUGUAUAGCAAAGAUGACCGGGAGGGUGAUAUCGGACCAGUUAACAGCACCGAUAUAAUUUCACCCGACCCCAAAUUGAGGGACCUCAAAGACGAAGCCGGCGAGCCUUUUGUUACCCUUCGAUCUGGCCUUCAGCUAGGAGAGGACUACGAAGUUGUUCCGCAGGAAGCAUGGGAUAUGAUGGUGCACACCCACGGAAGCGAUCCAUCUUCCCCUCUCAUAGUGCGCUACGUCCACAAUUCUAGUCCGCCCGGGGCUACGGAAAAUCUUCAAUACGAAGUCAGUCCGCCCAUCUUUACGAUUCUUAAACUCCAGGGACCGGGGGUCACCACACAAUUGCUCAGAGAGAAGAAUGCCAGCUCCAUUAGAAUCCAGGCCAGCCGUUAUGAGCCUUUCAACGUUUUCCUCAAGCGCGUCAAAACACAAGCAAACAUACCUUUGCAGUCUAAAGUGCGAGUUUGGCGGAUUUUUGGCGAUGUGUCUGAGACUCCCCGGUCUGGUCUCCGAACGCCUGCCGAUUCUCGAAGCGCUUCCCCCGCACCUGCGCUCCCCGAUGGUCAGCGGCUUCUUUUGGAUCUAAACGAGUUUCUGGCCCUGCGGGAUGGCUCGCAAAAGGAGCUUCUCGAGGACCUCAAAGACCAAACUGCCAGUGAGAAAUAUAAUGGGCGCGUGAGCCUCGAUCUUGUUGGGCUCGGCAAAGAUGAGACAAUUGUCUUGGAAGAACAAGUCAAUGGUGCUGGAGGCGGUGGUUGGAUUUCAGAGGCUGCUGGUCGCUACGCCAGUCGGAAUGGUGUGUCGCUCGAUGCGGCACGUAGCGGCGUCAAUACCCUUCAGCCGCGCAAGGCGGCCGUUGGCUCUGACAGUCGGCGACCCAGUCCUGCACCAUCUGUUCACAGCAUGACCACUCGUAAGCGGACUCGCAAGGAUGGCCGGACGCGUGGAGCAACUGGUCUGAACAAUCUCGGAAACACUUGCUACAUGAACUCGGCACUGCAAUGCGUCAGAAGCGUUGAAGAGUUGACGCAAUAUUUCCUUAUGGAUAAAUAUAAGCGGGAGCUGAAUCCCUCCAACCCACUCUCUCACAAUGGUGAAGUUGCCAAGGCUUACGCCAAUCUUUUGACGAACCUUUUUGCCGAUGUCGGUACUACAUCGUUCUCACCCAGAACCUUUAAGAAUGUCCUUGGCCGUUAUAACCCAUCUUUCUCGGGCUAUGGACAGCAAGACUCGCAAGAGUUUUUAGGAUUCCUCCUCGACGGCCUGCAGGAAGACUUGAAUCGCAUCCAGAAAAAGCCCUAUAUCGAAAAGCCCGAUUCUACCGAUGAAAUGACGUGGAACCAUGAGGCGCUCAAGGAACUAGCUGACAAGUGUUGGGACAUCUACAAAGCUCGUAACGAUUCGGUUGUGGCUGACCUUUUUGCCGGCACGUACAAGUCGACCCUCCUCUGUCCAGCCUGCCACAAAGUCAGCAUCACAUUUGAUCCAUUCAACAAUCUGACGCUUCAGCUGCCUAUUGAAAGUGUGUGGAGCAAGGAAAUUUACUUUUUCCCAAGAGACGGCCGGCCAAUCCGUGUCGACGUCGACAUGGACAAAAACGGCAGCAUCAGGAUGCUCAAGGAAUUCGUUGCCAAGAAGAUGAAUGUGGAUUGGCAGAGAUUGAUUGUUGCCGAAAUUUUCAAAAUGAAGUUUUACAGAAUGUUCGAUGACUUUAGUGCGAUUUCCGAGUCAAACAUUCAAAGGACGGACGAGAUUGGCGUUUUCGAAGUUGAUGACGUGCCUACCAACUACCCUGCGCCAAAAAAGAAGCAGCGGAAGCAGAGAUCCUUUGGCUACAGCUACGGUAGCUACGGUGGUGGCUGGGAUGAAGAAGACGAGAUUCCUCAUUUUUCUUCCCCUGUUGCCGACAAAAUGCUUGUUCCGGUGUUCUUCCGCCGCCCGGCCAAGAGCACCGAUUUCCGGUCCCAAUCACCCAAUCUGUUCGGCGUGCCAUCUUACAUUGUUCUAAGUCGAGAAGAGGCCAUGGACUAUGACAGCAUCCUGCGCAAAGUUCUCCGAAGAGUGGCGACAAUGACCACUAUGGAUAUAUGCAAAGAUGACGCUCUCGUACAGCAGAAAGCCGUCUCGCAACACGACGAGGAAGGCGAUACGGUCUUGACCACAAAAGAAGAUGCUAGCGUCAAGUCUGCUCCGGUGAAGGGCGAACAGGGCCUUGCAAAGAACAAUAAGGAUUUUGUACCUGGACAUCUGCGCAACCUUUUUGAGAUGAGACUCCUGAAGAGCAACACUGAGAUGGUCCCCACUGGCUUAAAUUCGUUUGAGCACGGAAACUUGGAUUUUCCGUUGAUUGCCUCUCGGAUGCGCUGCAAACAGGAUGCCGUCCCUGUCAGUGCAGACACGACUCCAAGCAGCUCCUCUGAAAGUGAAGAGACCACGGACGGCAGCUACGAGCACGUAGAACAUCCUCAACCCUCAAACCAAGAAGGCGCUGAUGACAGCGACUCGGAAGAGUUCCAGUCUGUUGAGAGAAUGUUUGAAGAGCCAAGCCGCCACAACAACGACAAGCAGGCGCCGUCCAAUACUGAGGGUGCGGAUGAGGAAGAGGAAGGGCCUCUGGUUAGGCCUGGUGAAGCCCUUAUUUUAGAUUUUUUCGACAACGUGUAUGAUGCUCUCUUCUCCGAGGACAAACGCGAUACCCUGCGUGGAAAUGCUACGUGGGAAGAUAUCCCCAUCUAUCAUGACACUGACCUCAUCCAUCGUCGAGCUAUGCGGGCAAACCGAAGAAAGGCCGGUGUCAGCCUCUACGACUGCCUCGACGAGUUUGGCAAGGAAGAGAUCUUGUCGGAGAAUGACGCCUGGUACUGCCCUCGGUGUAAAGAACACCGUCGCGCUAGCAAAAAGUUUGAGCUUUGGAAAGCUCCAGAUAUCCUAAUCAUGCACUUGAAGCGCUUCAGCGCAAACCGAAGCUUCCGUGACAAGCUUGACGUGCUGGUCGAUUUCCCCAUCGAAGGCUUGGACCUUGGAGAUAGGGUAGCAUUUAAAGAAGAGGGAAAGAGCACAGUAUACGAUUUGUUCGCCGUCGACAACCAUUACGGUGGGCUAGGAGGUGGCCAUUACACUGCCUUUGCGCAAAACUUUUACGAUAAAUGCUGGUACGAAUACAAUGAUUCCCAUGUUUCUAAGAGACACAAUCCCGAAUCUGUUGUUACACCAGCGGCCUACCUUUUAUUCUAUCGCCGCAGAUCAGAUAAGGCGCUCGGCGGACCCUUUUUUGAGCAGAUCCUAGAGGAGGCCUACCAGGAACCGGAAUCACCAAGCUCCUCACGACCAGAGUCUCCAGCACCGCAGGGUGCGGGGGACGGCCGGCAGCUCGACGACUCCUCCCGCAGUGGGUUGUCGAGCGCUUUAGCCGGAGCUGGAGCGGCUCAUCAGAAUCAGAACAGCAACGGCAUGAACGAGAAUCAACAGACAUCAGCGAUUCAGCUUCGUUCUGGAAAUGGCGAAACUUCUUUGGCUCACCAGAAGCAGAAUAACGAGAAUCAACCGCCCUCUUAUUCUCACCAACUGCCAGCGGGCGAACAGACUCUCGAAGCAAUGGACAUGGAUGACGAAGGACUCGGAGGCUCAUCUUAUGGCACCGCACCAGACGGCAGCAGUGGCUACAACAGCUACGGUGGUCCUCAUUACAUGAGCAAUCAACCUGCAUGGUCAUUUGAGAGUAUUGGCCACGAGCCCACGGCCGCGCCGCCGGCCUCUGACGACGGUGGGGAAGAAGACUUAUUCGACGGCGGAAGCGAUCGAGCAGCAAAUGGGUCUUCGGAUGGUUUCAGCGACGCCGGAAACCGCAUGCAGGACUUUGCAGACGACGAGGGCGUACUUGGCGGGUUCGACAGCACCCCGCAACGCCGCAGCCUGACGAGCACACCUGUGGAUGAUCUCCCAACGCCGUUUUCAAACAGGGCAGUGACCACGACAAAAGAAGUCCAUGUCAGUGCUGCUCCCGUCACGCCUGAGCGCGAUGACAAUGAAGACUUACCCGUUGCCGAAGUCCAUGUCGAAGAAGGCGAGGGCGUAUCACAAUAA
Molecule: messenger RNA, 5112 nt
Organism: Xylona heveae TC161
Lineage: Eukaryota; Fungi; Ascomycota; Xylonomycetes; Xylonales; Xylonaceae
Product: UCH-domain-containing protein
Exons: 7
Coding region: 1-5112 (1703 amino acids)
Biological process (GO): protein deubiquitination
Molecular function (GO): cysteine-type deubiquitinase activity
Source: RefSeq, a predicted model, not a curated record